This is a messenger RNA of Closterium sp. NIES-65, 6375 nucleotides long. The record is from the annotation of a GenBank genome assembly. NCBI's taxonomy places the organism in Eukaryota, Viridiplantae, Streptophyta, Zygnematophyceae, Desmidiales, Closteriaceae.
AUGGGUUGCACCAACAAUUCUCCCGCUUUCCAUCACCCCGCUCCAUUGUCCCGCUUUCCACUACCCCGCCCAAUUCUCCCUCUUUCCAUCACCCCUCCCCAUUCUCCCUCUUUCCAUCACCCGGCCCCAUUCUCCCGCUUUCCAUCACCCCGCCCCAUUCUCCCUCUUUCCAUCACCCCGCCCCAUUCUCCCGCUUUCUAUCACCCCGCCCCAUUUUCCCGCUUUCCAUCACCCCUUUCCAUUCUCCUGCUUUCCAUCACCCCGCCCCAUUCUCCCGCUUUCCAUCAUCCCGCCCCAUUCUCCCUCUUUCCAUCACCCCGCCCCAUUCUCCCGCUUUCCAUCACCCCGCCCCAUUCUUCCGCUUUCCAUCAUCCCGCCCCAUUCUCCCGCUUUCCAUCACCCCGCCCCAUUCUCCCGCUUUGCAUCACCCCGCCCCAUUCUCCCGCUUUCCAUCACCCCACCCCAUUCUUCCGCUUUCCAUCACCCCUCCCCAUUCUCCCUCUUUCCAUCACCCCGCCCCAUUCUCCUGCUUUCCAUCACCCCGCCCAAUUCUCCCGCUUUCCAUCACCCCGCCCCAUUCUCCCUCUUUCCAUCACCCCGCCCCAUUCUCCCGCUUUCCAUCUCCCCACCCCAUUCUCCUGCUUUCCAUCACCCCGUCCCAUUCUCCCGCCUCUUUCCAUCACCCCGCCCCAUUCUCCCGCUUUCCAUCACCGCGCCCCAUUCUCCCGCUUUCCAUCACCCCGCCCCCAUUCUCCCGCUUCCCAUCACCCUGCCCCGUUCUCCCACUUUCCAUCACCCCGCCCCAUUCUCCCGCUUUCCAUCACCGCGCCCCAUUCUCCUGCUUUCCAUCACCCCGCCCCAUUCUCCCUCUUUCCAUCACCCCGCCCCAUUCUCCCUCUUUCCAUCACCCUGCCCCAUUCUCCCGCUUUCCAUCACCCCGCCCCAUUCUCCCGCUUUCCAUCACCCCGCCCCAUUCUCCCGCUUUCCAUCACCCGCCCCAUUCUCCCGGUUUCCAUCACCCCGCCCCAUUCUCCCGGUUUCCAUCACCCUGCCCCAUUCUCUCGCUUUCCAUCACUCUGCCCCAUUCUACCUCUUUCUAUCACCCCACCCCAUUUUCCCUCUUUCCAUGACCCCGCCCCAUUCUCCCGAUUUCCAUCACCCCACCCCAUUCUCUCACCUCUUUCCAUCACCCCGCCCCAUUCUCCCGCUUUCCAUCACUCCGCCCCAUUCUCCCGCUUUCCAUCACCCCGCCCCAUUCUCCCGCUUUCCAUCACCCCGCCCCAUUCUCCAACUUUCCAUCACCCCGCCCCAUUCUCCCGCUUUCCAUCAACCCGACCCAUUCUCCCGCUUUCCAUCACCCCGCCCCAUUCUCCCUCUUUCGAUCACCCGCCCCAUUCUCCCGCUUUCCUUCACCCCGCCCCAUUCUUUUGCCUCUUUCCAUCACCCCGCCCCAUUCUCCCGCUUUCCAUCACCCCGCCCCAUUCUCCCGCUUUCCAUCACCCCGCCCCAUUCUCCAGCUUUCCAUCACCCCGCCCCAUUCUCCCUCUUUCCAUCACCCUUCCCCAUUCUCCCUCUAUCCAUCACCCCACCCAAUUCUGCCGCUUUCCAUCACCCCGUCCCAUUCUCCCGCUUUCCAUCACCUUGCCCCAUUCUUUUGCGUUCCAUCUCCCCACCCCAUCCUCCCCUCUUUCCAUCAUCCCGCCCCAUUCUCCCGAUUUCUAUCACCCCGCCCCAUUCUCCCUCUUUCCAUCACCCCGCCCCAUUCUCCCACUUUCCAUCACCCCGCCCCAUUCUCCCUCUUUCAAUCAUCCCGCCCCAUUCUCUCGCUUUCCAUCACCCCGCCCCGUUCUCCCGCUUUCCAUCACCCCGCCACCUUUUCCCGCUUUCCAUCACCCCGCCCCAUUCUCCUGCUUUCCAUCACCCCGCCCCAUUCUCCCUCAUUCCAUCACCCCGCCCCAUUCUCUCGCUUUCCAUCACCCCGCCCCAUUCUCCCGCUUUUCAUCACCCCGCCCCAUUCUCCCGCUUUCCAUCACCCCGUCCCAUUCUCCCUCUUUCCAUCACCCCGCUCCAUUCUCCCGCUUUCCAUCACCCCGCCCUAUUCUCCCUCUUUCCAUCACCCCUCCCUAUUCUCCCUCUUUCCAUCACCCCGCCCUAUUCUCCCGCUUUCCAUCACCCCGCCCCAUUCUCCCGCUUUCCAUCACCCCGCCCCAUUCUCCCGCUUUCCAUCACCCCGCCCCAUUCUCCCACUUUGCAUCACUUCGCCCAAUUCUCCCGCUUUCCAUCACCCCGCCCCAUUCUCCCGCUUUCCAUCACCCCUCCCCAUUCUCCCUCUUUCCAUCACCCCGCCCCAUUCUCCUGCUUCCCAUCACCCCGCCCCAUUCUCCCGCUUUCAAUCACCCCGCCCCAUUCUCCCUCUUUCCAUCACCCCGCCCCAUUCUCCCGCUUUCCAUCUCCCCACCCCAUUCUCCUGCUUUCCAUCACCCCGUCCCAUUCUCCCGCCUCUUUCCAUCACCCCGCCCCAUUCUCCCGCUUUCCAUCACCGCGCCCCAUUCUCCCGCUUUCCAUCACCCCGCCCCCAUUCUCCCGCUUCCCAUCACCCCGCCCCGUUCUCCCACUUUCCAUCACCCCGCCCCAUUCUCUCGCCUCUUUCCAUCACCCCGCCCCAUUCUCCCGCUUUCCAUCACUCCGCCCCAUUCUCCCGCUUUCCAUCACCCCGCCCCAUUCUCCCGCUUUCCAUCACCCCGCCCCAUUCUCCAACUUUCCAUCACCCCGCCCCAUUCUCCCGCUUUCCAUCAACCCGACCCAUUCUCCCGCUUUCCAUCACCCCGCCCCAUUCUCCCUCUUUCGAUCACCCGCCCCAUUCUCCCGCUUUCCUUCACCCCGCCCCAUUCUUUCGCCUCUUUCCAUCACCCCGCCCCAUUCUCCCGCUUUCCAUCACCCCGCCCCAUUCUCCCGCUUUCCAUCACCCCGCCCCAUUCUCCCUCCUUCCAUCACCCCGCCCCAUUCUCCCGCUUUCCAUCACCCCGCCCCAUUCUCCCUCCUUCCAUCACCCUGCCCAAUUCUCCAUCCUCCCAUCACCCUGCCCCAUUCUCCCGCUUUCCAUCACCCGCCCCAUUCUCCCUCUUUCUAUCACCCCGCCCAAUUCUCCCGCUUUCCAUCACCCCGCCCCAUUCCCCUGCUUUCCAUCACCCCGCCCCAUUCUCCCGCUUUCCAUCACCCCGCCCCGUUCUCACGCUUUCGCACACCCCGCCCAAUUCUCCCGCUUUCCAUCACCCCGCCCCAUUCUCCUGCUUUCCAUCACCCCGCCCCAUUCUCCCUCUUUCCAUCACCCCGCCCCAUUCUCCCUCCUUCCAUCACCCCGCCCAAUUCUCCGCUUCCCAUAACCCCAGCCCCAUCUCCCCCUUUCCAUCACCCCGCCACAUUCUCCCACUUUCCAUCACCCUGCCCCAUUCUCCCUCCUUCCAUCACCCCGCCCCAUUCUCCCUCCUUCCAUCACCCCGCCCCAUUCUCCCGCUUUCCAUCUCCCCGCCCCAUUCUCCCACUUUGCAUCACUUCGCCCAAUUCUCCCGCUUUCCAUCACCCCGCCCCAUUCUCCCGCUUCCAUCACCCCUCCCCAUUCUCCCUCUUUCCAUCACCCCGCCCCAUUCUCCUGCUUCCCAUCACCCCGCCCCAUUCUCCCGCUUUCCAUCACCCCGCCCCAUUCUCCCUCUUUCCAUCACCCCGCCCCAUUCUCCCGCUUUCCAUCUCCCCACCCCAUUCUCCUGCUUUCCAUCACCCCGUCCCAUUCUCUCGCCUCUUUCCAUCACCCCGCCCCAUUCUCCCGCUUUCCAUCACCGCGCCCCAUUCUCCCGCUUUCCAUCACCCCGCCCCCAUUCUCCCGCUUCCCAUCACCCCGCCCCGUUCUCCCACUUUCCAUCACCCCGCCCCAUUCUCUCGCCUCUUUCCAUCACCCCGCCCCAUUCUCCCGCUUUCCAUCACUCCGCCCCAUUCUCCCGCUUUCCAUCACCCCGCCCCAUUCUCCCGCUUUCCAUCACCCCGCCCCAUUCUCCAACUUUCCAUCACCCCGCCCCAUUCUCCCGCUUUCCAUCAACCCGACCCAUUCUCCCGCUUUCCAUCACCCCGCCCCAUUCUCCCUCUUUCGAUCACCCGCCCCAUUCUCCCGCUUUCCUUCACCCUGCCCCAUUCUUUCGCCUCUUUCCAUCACCCCGCCCCAUUCUCCCGCUUUCCAUCACCCCGCCCCAUUCUCCCGCUUUCCAUCACCCCCGCCCCAUUCUCCCUCCUUCCAUCACCCCGCCCCAUUCUCCCGCUUUCCAUCACCCCGCCCCAUUCUCCCUCCUUCCAUCACCCUGCCCAAUUCUCCAUCCUCCCAUCACCCUGCCCCAUUCUCCCGCUUUCCAUCACCCGCCCCAUUCUCCCUCUUUCUAUCACCCCGCCCAAUUCUCCCGCUUUCCAUCACCCCGCCCCAUUCCCCUGCUUUCCAUCACCCCGCCCCAUUCUCCCGCUUUCCAUCACCCCGCCCCGUUCUCACGCUUUCGCACACCCCGCCCAAUUCUCCCGCUUUCCAUCACCCCGCCCCAUUCUCCUGCUUUCCAUCACCCCGCCCCAUUCUCCCUCUUUCCAUCACCCCGCCCCAUUCUCCCUCCUUCCAUCACCCCGCCCAAUUCUCCGCUUCCCAUAACCCCAGCCCCAUCUCCCCCUUUCCAUCACCCCGCCACAUUCUCCCACUUUCCAUCACCCUGCCCCAUUCUCCCUCCUUCCAUCACCCCGCCCCAUUCUCCCUCCUUCCAUCACCCCGCCCCAUUCUCCCGCUUUCCAUCUCCCCGCCCCAUUCUCCCGCUUUUCAUCACCCCGCCCCAUUCUCCCGCUUUCCAUCACCCCGUCCCAUUCUCCCUCUUUCCAUCACCCCGCUCCAUUCUCCCGCUUUCCAUCACCCCGCCCUAUUCUCCCGCUUUCCAUCACCCGCCCUAUUCUCCCGCUUUCCAUCACCCCGCCCCAUUCUCCCUCCUUCCAUCACCCCCCCCCCAUUCUCCCGCUUUCCAUCACCUCGCCCCAUUCUCCCGCUUUCCAUCACCCCGCCCCGUUUUCCCGCUUUCCAUCACCCUGCCCUAUUCUCCCGCUUUCCAUCACCCCGCCCCAUUCUCCCGCUUUCCAUCACCCCGCCCAAUUCUCCCGCUUUCCAUCACCCCGCCCCAUUCCCCUGCUUUCCAUCACCCCGCCCCAUUCUCCCGCUUUCCAUCACCCCGCCCCGUUCUCACGCUUUCCAUCACCCCGCCCAAUUCUCCCACUUUCCAUCAGCCCGCCCCAUUCUCCUGCUUUCCAUCACCCCGCCCCAUUCUCCCUCUUUCCAUCACCCUGCCCCAUUCUCCCUCCUUCCAUCACCCCGCCCAAUUCUGCGCUUCCCAUAACCCCAGCCCCAUCUCCCGCUUUCCAUCACCCCGCCACAUUCUCCCACUUUCCAUCACCCCGCCCCAUUCUCCCUCCUUCCAUCACCCCGCCCCAUUCUCCCUCCUUCCAUCACCCCGCCCCAUUCUCCCGCUUUCCAUCUCCCCGCCCCAUUCUCCCGCUUUCCAUCACCCUGCCCCAUUCUCCCGCUUUCCAUCACCCCGCCCCAUUCUUCCGCUUCCCAUCAUCCCGCCCCAUUCCCCCGCUUUCCAUCACCCCUCCCCAUUCUCCCACUUUCCAUCACCCCGCCCCAUUCUUCUGCUUUCCAUCACCCCGCCCCAUUCUCGCGCUUUCCAUCACCCCACACCAUUCACCCGCUUUCCAUCACCCGCCCCAUCUCCCGCUCUCCAUCACCCCGCCCCAUUCUCCCGCUCUCCAUCAACCCGCCCCAAUCUCCCGCUUUUCAUCACCCCGCCCCAUUCUCCCGCUUUCCAACACCCCUCUGGGUGUUCUCCUUCCCCCCUGCUGCCCUCUGUCGCCUCUGCCGCUGCGGCCGACCUCACUGGUUUUGAGUCGGUCGGUGCGGCGUCUGCCCCCAGCGGUAGACGCCGCUCUGGCAAGGGCAAGGGGGGCAAGGGAGCGGGUGGAGCUAGAGGGGGCAGUGGCGGAGGAGGUGGGGGUGGCGGGGGGAGUGGGGGUGGCGGUGGAGGUGGUGGCGGGAGUGGAGGUACUGGUGGAGGCGGUGGAGGCGGAGGUGGCGGCGGGGGCGGUAGCGGAGGAGGCGGGGGCGAGGGUACCAGUGGGGGCGGUGGCGGUGGAGACGUAGGCGGUGGUGGAGGCGGGAGUGGCGGUGGCGGCGGGGGUCGGAGUGUCUCGUCCCAGCGCAGCAGCUCUGGGGGUGGUCAGCGCCAGCAGCAACAGCAGCAGCAGCAGCAGCCGCAGCAACGCUCUCGCACCGUCCCCGCCCCUCAGCAGCUCCGUGAGUGGUACUAG